Messenger RNA from Eubalaena glacialis (North Atlantic right whale), 1290 nucleotides. Its product is annotated as serine/threonine-protein phosphatase 4 regulatory subunit 2-like. Lineage: Eukaryota; Metazoa; Chordata; Mammalia; Artiodactyla; Balaenidae. The record is from RefSeq and is a predicted model, not a curated record. Gene Ontology annotation, molecular function: protein phosphatase regulator activity. Gene Ontology annotation, cellular component: nucleus; cytoplasm; protein phosphatase 4 complex. Gene Ontology annotation, biological process: protein dephosphorylation.
GGAGGCAUUCCGUUUCCCGGGAGACCCGCGGAAGAAGGCGGAGGCUGCGAGGAACUCCGGGAAGCCAUGGACGUCGAGAGGCUGCAGGAGGCGCUGAAAGAUUUUGAGAAGAGGGGGAAAAAGGAAGUUUGUCCGGUCCUGGAUCAGUUUCUUUGUCAUGUAGCCAAGACUGGAGAAACAAUGAUUCAGUGGUCCCAGUUUAAAGGCUAUUUUAUUUUCAAACUGGAGAAAGUGAUGGAUGAUUUCAGAACUUCAGCUCCUGAACCAAGAGGUCCUCCCAACCGUAAUGUCGAAUAUAUUCCCUUUGAUGAAAUGAAGGAAAGGAUACUGAAAAUUGUCACUGGAUUUAAUGGUAUACCUUUUACUAUGCAGCGACUAUGUGAAUUGCUCACAGAUCCAAGGAGAAACUAUACAGCAACAGACAAAUUUCUCAGAGGAGUAGAAAAGAAUGUGAUGGUUGUUAGCUGUGUUUAUCCUUCUUCAGAGAAGAACAAUUCCAAUAGUUUAAAUCGAAUGAAUGGUGUUAUGUUUCCUGGAAAUUCACCAAGUUACACUGAAAGGUCUAAUAUAAAUGGACCUGGAACACCCAGGCCACUUAAUCGACCAAGUUUGUCAGUCCCCAUGACAACUAAUGGCUUACCUGAGAGCACAGACAGAGAGUCAAACUUAAAGCAAAAUGAGGACAAAAAUCACAGUGACUCUUCGACAUCUGAAUCCGAAGGUUCCUCAGUGAGCCCUAUAAAACGUAAACAUCCAGGUGAAGAUACUGUGGAAGCUGAGGGGCAUGAGGCAAAAAGACUCAGGUUUGACAAAGAAAGUGACGUCAGAGAGAUGGCCAGUCAAACAUCUUCCAGUGAAAUUUCUUCAGUUAUGGUAGAAGAAGCAGAAGCUCCAUCUUCAUCUCAGAAUAAAGACAAAGAAAGUAGUUGUGCCAGGCAGCACUGUACAGAAGAGGAUGAAGAAGAGGAUGAAGAGGAAGAAGAAGAGUCUUUUAUGACAUCAAGAGAAAUGAUCCCAGAAAGAAAAAAUCAAGAAAAAGAAUCUGAUGAUGCCUUAACUGUGAAUGAAGAGACUUCUGAGGAAAAUAAUCAAAUGGAGGAAUCUGAUCUGACUCAAGUUCAGAGAGGUUUACAUUCUGAAGGUAGUGAAAAUACGGGCCCUGUAAGUAGUUCCAAUUGCCAUGAAACGGAAGAAUUAAUAGGAUCCAAUUCCAGUAAAACUGGAGAGAGUCUCUCAGAAUCAUCCAUGGAAGCCACAGAAGUCACAGAUGAACCAAUGGAACAAGACUAA